UCGACGGACUUCCAUCACUGGGAUAAUGCUUCUUUGUGCUAAGGGCUAAAACCCUUUGACUUGCAGCAGAGUGGGCAGAGCAAUGAAGGACAUUCGAGUCCCGCAAUCCUGUUUAUGAAACUCCCUUGGCUUGGAUUCCGUGUGGGUCCGAAUUCCGUUAUCGUCAACAUGCUGGAGUCAUCAAGGUAAUUGAGAAUGCGUCAUUGGGUCUCGAACCAAAUGGCCAUGGGUGGACAUUUGCUGGAGCUCAAGCAGCUGGGAAGAUUAGGCUUGAGCUCUGUGGCUCAGGGUUUAGCAAGGCUACCGCGUCUAGAGAAACGCAGGAGUUGCGCGAAGCCGAAUUCUUGUUCGAUUGCAUUGGGAGGUGAAAGAUUGCGGCAUGGGUUUGUGUCACUUGCCACAAAUUCGAAUGGUUGGGGAGGGUUUUCUUCAGGGUUGGGUGCUAGAGCAGUUUUCGUUUCUGCUGCUGCCAGUGAUGGUGAAGGGAGAGAAGCGGAAGGUGUUGCGGAUGAAGUAGCUGAGGAGUUGGAUUUGAUGGAGAAUAGCACAUUUCUGGCACGUCCCGAGGAGUUGACAUCAGUGAAUCGCCGUGAUCCUCCCAACUUAUUUUUCUACGUAUCUGGGUUCUGUGUGAUUGUGUUGAUGCGCGGCGUGAUUCAGCGAGAACUUGCUGGUUGGGGAAUGACUUUCGGUCGACUCGGAUCACUGGCCGGCGAAGGUAUAGCAAUUGGACUUGGGAAACUCACAAAUCUGUUAGCGGAGCCUAUUGCUUUUGUGAUCGAUAUCCUUAGCUGGGUAAUAAUGGCAAUCAAUGACAUCUACACCCUAAUCGUGGAGGGUGCCCCCAUCGGACCUCUCUGCAAAUCCCUCCUUCUCUCUUUAGCAGUUCUUAGCAUAGGGGACGCCACAGCAUCCAAGAUCAGGGGAUCCCGCACACGGUUGGUGGGACUUGCAACAGUUAUUGGCUUGUUUGGGGCGUUUGAAUUCAUUCCCCCUGAGGCUGUCGUAUGGAGCUUAAUCCUCCUCACAGCAUUUGCCAAAUUCAUUCAAAAAGCAGAUCCUGUUACAACAUUUAUGCCGGCGACCGUGACUCUUGUUGCAAUUUCGGAACCUGUAUUACGAGCUACAGCAUUUGGCCUCUUUCUCGCCGUAUCGAUGUACACCAAUUUGAGAGCUGCACAACAAUCUGCGCAGGCCGAACCGACUGAGCAUACGCCCUCUGAGCUGCGUGAAACAGAAGCAAGUGCCGGGAAGAGGCCGUCGUUUGUUUUCUCGGCCAUUACAGCGUCUAUUUGCAUCAGCUUGUCAUCAAGACUCUUAUACUCUCGUUCAGUGAAAUGGCUCCUACUAAGGACCGUGAUGGGUUCAAAAACAGGCUGAAACAUAUGUAGACGAUGGCUUGAUGAAUCAAGCUCGAGCUACCGUGAGGACUCAUAGAGUUGCAUCAGAGAGAGUGCGGGAAUGUGCAUUAUAGAAAUCGUAGGAAACAGAAACUUUCAAGGGGUCAACUCUUGCAUGUACACACCAGUUCCACCACAGCUGAAAUUCAAACCAUUUUGUAUCUUGAAAUUUUUAUGGA
This is a messenger RNA of Physcomitrium patens, 1579 nucleotides long. RefSeq lists its product as uncharacterized. The record is from RefSeq and is a predicted model, not a curated record. Lineage: Eukaryota; Viridiplantae; Streptophyta; Bryopsida; Funariales; Funariaceae.